CAUAAAUCUUCACAAGACAAUCCUGAUGCGUACUCACUGUAUAUCUUCAACAAUCUGGACCAUUACUGAAGCCACACCAGGAAGGGCCAUCAUCUGUUCACCAUCUCUGAAUCUUUAACUUUGGCUCUCAAGAAGCUGAAGAAGUAGAGCCGAUUGUAUUGCACCGCCAGAAGAGAAUGUGGGUUUUAGGUACUAUCAAUGUUGUGGAAGAAGAUGAAGGACCUUUUCCUAAAUUUGCUGUGCGAAUCAAUAAUGACAAGACAGUUACGGAGAAUAUUGUAUUCAGACUGAGUGGCAGUGGAGUUGACAUACCACCGGAGAUGGGCUUGUUUUAUUUAAACAGAAGCUUGGGAUCAAUAAUGAUUACUCGCAAAGUUGACCGUGAGAAAACACCACUGUUUGCAUUGAGUGUUGAUGCGUUGAAUGCAAAAACCUUAAAGAAAGUGGAUCAAACCUUGAAGUAUAGGAUUAAAGUGAAAGAUAUCAAUGACAAUGCACCAAUAUUCAGUCAUUCAGUAUAUGAAGUAAAUGUACCUGAAAAUACUGCAGAAGGCAAAGAAGUUUUCAGGGUUAGUGCCACAGAUGCGGAUGAGAAAGACAAUGACAAUUCACUUAUUUCAUACUCACUGAUUUCUCAGAAACCCUCAAAAGAUCUCAGUCAUUUUCACGUCAAUAAUACAAAUGGAGCAAUAAGUUUUACAGGAUGCCUGAAUUAUGAGAGGCUUAAAUCCUACACUCUGACUGUUAAAGCAAGAGACAAUGGCGUGAACAUCCUCAGCAGCACUGCAAUCGUGAGGAUUAGUGUCACUGAUGCUAAUAGCUAUCUCCCUGCUUUUAUCAAAACAGGCAAAUUUUCAGGUAAAGUCGAUGAAAAUGAUGAACAAGUAGAUAUACUUAGAUUAAGUGUCACUGACAAAGAUGUUCCCUAUACACCAGCCUGGAGAGCAAAGUAUAAAAUUGUAGAAGGGAAUGAACGUGGGAACUACAAGAUAGAAACGGACCCCGAAACAAACGAUGGAAUUCUGUCUCUUGUUAAGCAUUUGGAUUAUGAAGGGGGUUCAAAGAGACAGUUGAAAAUCCUUGUUGAAAAUGAAGAACCAUUUUUUACCUGUAAAGAAGUGACUGACGAACAGAAAGCUGAGGCACUGGACAGUGUAUACGUUGUUAUCAAUGUUCAUGAUACGAACGAUGCACCUGUGAUUGACCCUUCAGAAGUAACUGUUCAUCUUUUAGAAGGUCAAAAGGCAAAUGUUAUAUUGGUGAAAUUCAAUGCUACUGAUCCUGAUAAGUACAACAUAAAUAAUAUCAGGUUUGUCAAGGCAUAUGAUCCAGAAGGUUGGGUUACAGUAAAUGAGGAAACUGGUGUCGUUACAACUGUCCAUGAAUUAGAUCGUGAAUCUCCUUAUGUGAAAGAGAACAUUUAUAAAGUUAUUGUUCAUGCCAUUGAUGAUGGGAUACCCCCUCAAACAGGAAGUAGUACUUUAAAUAUUGUGUUGAGUGAUAUUAAUGACAGUGAGCCAUAUUUGGUUUCUACAUAUGAAGAAAUGUGUGACGAUGGAGGUAUUCAGCACAUCACUCUUACAGCAAAAGAUGAUGAUAUGAAUCCAUUUGGUGGCCCGUUUCACUUUGAACUUCUAGACAAUGAAGAAAAUAUAAAUGAAAAGUGGAAAUUAGAACAAAAAAGUGGUUAUUCUGUUAAACUUGAAAGAACAAAGAAAAUUCCUGUUGGAAACUAUACCAUACCUGUGCUAAUAAGAGAUAGACAAGGUGUAGCGACAAAGAAUACGUUGCAUCUAUGGAUCUGUCAUUGUCAAGAUGGAAAUACCUGCCCUAUGUCAAGUCCACCUCUAGCUACCUUAGCUGCAUCUGCAAUUGGUCUUCUCUUUGGAGCAUUACUGCUGCUGUUGUUUGGCUUUUGUCUGAUUUUAUUUAUGACACAGCAACAUUUUCAGAUUUUACCUUUUGAGAAUUCCAAAGGAACACUGAUAAUGUACAACCAAGAACAGCCUUGUAUAGAAAUGAAAGAUAUUCCAGAGAAAGUAUGUAUUGCAAAACAACUAGCUUGUGACAAUGGAACAAAUGGUUCCUUCAGUAACUUAAAUUCUGAUAAUCAGUUCAGCAAGAUUGGAACAAAGUCCAUAACUUCAAGGACACAAAGAAGCAAGCUGGGUGUUGAAACAGAUGUGUCAGUCGGCAGUUUCCAAAAUAGGUCUGGAGCUUGGAAAGAAAAUGAUAACUUAACUCGUUGUGAUACUUUUAAGGCAAGAUUUGAAGAGCUUCUGAAUCAGAAACUGAAUGACUACAAUGCCAGGGAAGAUCGACAAGGACAUUAUCAGCCCCAUGUUUAUCAGUAUGAUGGUGGUGAAAGCAUAACAUCAUCUCUUGAUUCCAUUGUUAUGGCUGAAAAUGAUGCUGGAUUCUUCUACCUGGAUAACUUGGAAAAUUGUUUCAUUCCACUGGCCAAAAUUUGUCAACAAAAUAAUUUAAAAUGAAUUACUGCUAAUCUUUCUCCAAAUUAAGUUUCAUUCAACUCAGCAAAUACCAUAUUACUUCAUAUCACUGUGAACAUUUGUAAAGUAAAAGCCUUAAAACAUGAAGUCUAGGUAUGUCAUCCUUUCUGCUACAUUUUUAAAGUGAUUAUUCUUUACAAAGAUCAGAACAUGACAAAAAAAAUCCGCAGCUUAUUUAAAUUGGAGUACAAGUUAAAUAUUGGUGAGAAGAAGGUCAUAUUGCAGAAUCACUAACACAAUCCAAAUUGGCUGUUGGAUGUGAUUCCCUAGCACUUGCUAAACAAUUCUGUGUGUGCUAAUAGCUCUUUAAGUUAAUCAGUCAAGUUUGAAAUGUGGCUCAUUUUCAUUUGAUGGUAAUGAUGCAGAGACCAUUCUCUGUAAACAAAAAUAACUCUUGCUUUUUUUAAAAUUAUCUAAUAACAUGGAGAGUCUAUUAUUUACUACUGUUUUCUCGAUGUCAGUACUUUGGCUAAUAAGAGGAUGUUAUACUACCUAACCGUUUGUCUCUUGUGGUCUAAGUUUUGAUGACCUGAAAUUUCACAUUCUUACAUUUGUCCUGCUAAGUCCAAGACUAAAAGCUUCUGUACUGUGUCUCUAUUUUCAGUAAGAAUAAAGGGAAGCCCCAAGGAGAUAUAGUUCUCAAAGGCCUUCAUUACUUUAAUGUUUUAAAUAUUUCUUAUGCAGUGGCGUUUGUUAGCUUUACUUUGUAUUUCUACAAUUUUUAUUAUUAAAUGUUAAAGAAAUUUUUUUUGAAAUUUUGAUUUAGUUUUAGGCAAUUUUCUCAUGGCUGUGUUGAUUAAAGGUGAAUCAGGCAUAUCAAGCAAGUCACAAGCUAUUCUUACAGAGCUUGACACACCUGCAUAUGAAUGACCUGGAUCAAGUACCUUAGCUUACUGUACCAGAUAAUAGACUGUUACUAACCAUAUCAAUGUGGUCUCCUCUACACUGGGGAGACAGGACGCCAACUCGCAUAUUGUUUCAGAGAACAUCUCUGGGUCACACGCAUCAAACAACCCCACCCUCUUGUGGAUGACCAAUUUGACUCCCCCUUCUGCUCUGCCAAGGGCUUCCUCCAUCGCCAAAUCCUAGCCACCUGACCCCUGGAGAAAGAAUGCCUCAUCUUCCACCUUGGCACCCUCCAACCAUAGGAUAUCAAAGUCAAUUUCACCAGUUUCCUCAUCUCCCCUCCCCCUACCUCAACACAGAUCUAACCCUCCAACUUGGCACCGCCGU
Molecule: messenger RNA, 3743 nt
Organism: Chiloscyllium plagiosum (whitespotted bambooshark)
Lineage: Eukaryota; Metazoa; Chordata; Chondrichthyes; Orectolobiformes; Hemiscylliidae
Source: RefSeq, a predicted model, not a curated record